Messenger RNA from Acyrthosiphon pisum (pea aphid), 6074 nucleotides. RefSeq names its product vreteno (gene vret). Lineage: Eukaryota; Metazoa; Arthropoda; Insecta; Hemiptera; Aphididae. The record is from RefSeq and is a predicted model, not a curated record. The transcript is spliced from 36 exons. Bases 291 to 5798 code for a protein of 1835 amino acids.
UAAUAUCGUGUAAUCAUUAUUAUCGUUCUACAAGGAUAGUUCCAAAUAGUUCAUAGUAGACAUACCUACCUGCAUGCUCGUUUUAAUUUUUAAAUGUUUUACAUAAGUGGGUGCGCAUGCAGUUAGUCCCAACCAUUGAAGAACUAUUAAUUUCAUAUAUUUCCUUAUUUAACAAACAAAAAAUAUAAUAUUGACGGUAUAAGUACCUUACCAGGCAACCUUUUUUUGAUAAGGUGUGUAUUGACGAGUUUAGAACGCUGGUGCAAAAACGAUUUGUGCAAAUCAUUAUUAUGGAAGUUAUAGCCUUCCAAAAUGUAUACUCUUGUGCACAACACUACAAUAAUGCCGCAAAUGCCACUAUAAUGUCACACAACCAUAAAAUGGAUGGACGACCUUCAGUUAGGCUACUGAGGCGACCGGAGCCGGCAGGCGAAGUGACCCAUUAUAAUACUUGUGUUACUGUAACUAACAUUGUUAGUUUACCUUCUAGGUUAUUCGUCUGCCCUCGACUUUAUUGCAUGAACGCAGCACAGCGAGCGUAUGGCCACACUUGCAUCGCUGUGCGCAAAUUGCAAAAUGCAAUUUUUUACUCUGACAUUCUUGAGGUUCAUUUGCUUUCAAAUGAUUCCAAGCUUCCAAGUCAUUCCCAAAAUGUAUACCUGGUGACAACUAAAAGUAAAUUGGAAAAGCGAACUAAAGAUAUGGAAUCAAUUUCAUUACUAAGUAGCUUAUUUGAUAAAGUUACACAAUUUAAACUUUUAGAAAUAGUUGCUGUUGAAAUUGAAGGAAAAUGGUACAGAGGGAAAUUAAUUGGUUUCAAUGAAUAUCUAACUGAUAAUACCAGAAUUGAAUUAAUUGAUUAUGGCUCUUUGUAUGAUACUAAGUUGGAAAAUCUGUUUGUCCUUCCAUAUUAUUUUAUGUAUGAACCAUUAGCUUUACCAGUCACAUUCAAAGAUGAUUUUAUUCCGAAGAAAACAACAUUUUCUAUAAAACCCCUUCUGCCAGAAAGUAAUCUAUUCAAUGGUGCUGUUCUUGUUCAAGUUAACUGCAAUGAUACAAAGUUGGAAAAUGGUGUUAAUGAAAAACAAAUAUUAGAAUCAAAAACAGACUUAAACUCUGCUAAUGGUCAACAAAUUAUAAGUGUUCAAAAUAUGACCAAUGGUUAUGAUAAUAGUGAAUUAAGGAUCAACUCUGCAAAUGAUUCAAAAAUUAUAAGUGUACACAAUAAUAUAACCAAUGGUCAUGAUAAUAACGAAUCGAGCUUAUAUCUAUCUAGUAGUUCCAAAAAAGAUAGCUUUUUUAGCAAAGAAAAACUUAAUAAUGUGCCAUUUAAAAAUAAGGACUAUUGCAUUUUGACUUAUUUUGAAGAUUUCACUUGUUUGUAUGUUGGUAAAGCUAUAAAAUCUGAUAAUGGCAGUUAUGAUUUCGCUGAUGGUAUAAUUUUAACGAAAACUGCCAAAAGUACAGAUAAAAUAAUAAAGAAUCAUCCAGUUGUGGGAGAUAUGGUCAAAGUUUUUUCACCCCACUUUGGUGAUUUAUUUAGAGCAAAAAUAUUAAAAAAUAAAAAUGGCAGUUAUGAUGUUUUCUACAUUGAUUAUGGAAACAUUGAAACAGUUCCAUCAAAUAUUAUUUAUGAAUUGGCUGAUGAAUUGAAGAAGCCUGGAAUAGCUGUGAAAAUAGGACUCUGUGAUUUAAAAAAUCAUCAAGUUACUAACCAAAUAAAAACCAUUUUUCAAGAAUUUUGUGAUGAUGGAAAGCCAUUUGUGAUAGAAUUUGAUGAAAACUCUAAAAAUUGUCUAGAAAAUGUGAAAUUGAAAGAUAUAGAAAAUGGAUCAUAUAUUAAUUCUAAAUAUUUAAUGAAAUGUACAUCAAUACAAUCUGAACUUACACCUGGACAAAUAGAUAAAAAUACUUCAAUAAUUCAUAAUAAUACUAACAGACUCAGUGAUUUAAAAAAUAAUGAUAUAGUUUUUUUAAAACAUUUUGAAGAUAUGGAUAAUGUAUAUAUUGUAAAGGAUGUACAUCUAUUAAAUAAUGUACUGGUAAAAUGUAAUCAAGAUAAGACUAAUAUAUGUAAAAAAGAGUUAAAUGUAGGAGAUAUUGUUAAAAUUGUACUUGAAACAUCUCAAUAUCGUGCCCAAAUUAAAGAUGUUGAUAGUAAUGAGAUUUAUGUACAAAAUAUUGAUUUUGGAUAUUGUGAAUUCGUUAAGGCAAAUUCUGUUUGUGAACUACCAGAUGAACUAAUAGAGAUUCCUGGAUUAGCUAUUAAGAUUGGAAUUAAAGUACCUUUUGUGAAGAAGACGCGUGACUUAGACCAUUUUAUUACAAAUAUUGAAAAAAUUCCAUUAUACAUUGAAUUUGAUGAAAGAAAUUCCAGUAGAUAUCAAGAAAUUACUUUAAGGAGAAAAGACAACUCAUUAAAUAUUUUUGAAGAGUUUUUAAAAUUAAAUAAAAAUCAAUUAAUUUGUAAUGAAAUUUCGAACAAUUGUGAACAAAAUGACGCAAUAAUUAAAUCAAAUGAAAGUUUAAUCAAUGAUUUCCAAAGUAUUAUAUUGAGAACUGGAGAUUAUUGUAUAGUUUCUUAUUUCAAAGAUUUUAAAACUAUUUAUUUGUGUAAAGCUAUAAAAGACUGUGAAGAUGACACUUAUAAAAUGCAUAAUUUGCCUAUUAUUUUGAAGACUAUGGAUAGUGAAGAUCGAAAUGCAAAAACAAAUCUAGUCAUUGGAGAUAUUGUCAAAGUAUUUUCACAUUCGUUCCAAGAUUUUUAUAGAGCUAAAAUAAUAAAUAUUGAUAAUAAAGAUUUCUAUGUUUCUUAUAUUGAUUUCGGAAAUACAGAGUUAGUUCAUUUAGCUGACAUAUUUGAACUUUCAGAUGAAUUGAAAAAAGAGACUAUAUUACCAACUCCAGUAUCUAUUGAAGUUCCUCCAAAUGCCGAAAUAACAGAUGAAAUUCAAAAGUUCUUUACAAAGUUAAUAGAUGAUACUGUAGUUCUAUGUAUUGAAAGCAAAAAACAAAAUAUUGAUGGUUCAGAAAAUGUAAUUCUUAAAGAAUUGAAGUCUGGUAGUUUGGUGAACACUGAAGUAUUGAAGUUACUACCAAGUGAAAAGAUACCAAUCAAAAAUUGUGAAAAUUCUACUUUAACACUUGUUGAAGAUGUUAAGUGUGCUGAUAUUGCUAAAGCUCAUGAUUUACAAAAUGUUAAAAUAUUAAAGAAAACUGUGGAUAGUAGUACAGCUGAUAAUAUUCAAUUAAAAAAUGAAGAACAGAAACAAUCACCAGUUGUUAUUGUUGACAAUAAAAUAACGCAAAAGACACUUAAGAAUAGAGAAAUAGUUUAUUUAAGGUAUUUUCAUGAUUCAUCGUCUGUAUUUGUUUCUCGAGGUUCUAAUGAAGAUUUAAAACUGUUUACUGAUGUAACUGAAAGAACUGCAAUGGAUGAAUCAAAAAAGAAAAAGUUGGACAUCGAAGUAGGAGAUAUUGUUAAAGCAAUAUUUGAGAAUACAAUGUAUAGAGCUAAAAUACUUAAGAAAGUUGAUAAAAAUCAUUUCUAUAUUUCUUUUAUUGAUUUUGGAAAUGAAGAAACAGUUAAUACUGAUGACAUUUUUGAAUUGCCCGAAGAAUUAAAAAAGAUUCCUGAUUUGUGUAUAAAAAUUGGCAUUAAAGGAUCACCAAUAGUUGAUAAAUCCCAUGAUAUAGUGUCAAGCUAUCUAGAAGAGUUAGAAGAUCAACUUUUAUACAUUGAAUAUGACGAAGAAAACCCGAAUGGACUCAGAGAAGCUAGUUUAAAAAAAAAAUCAAAUAAUUGUGAUGUUUUUAAUGAAUUUUAUAAAAUUUUGGACAAUCCAAUAGAUACUAAAGAAGAAUCUAUUCAAAAACCCCAAAAUACUAUUGAAAAUGAGACAGUGUUGAUAAACUCACCUGAACUAGAAGUCAUAUACAAUAUUGAAUUGAGAACUGGUGAUACUGUUUUUUGUACUCAUUUUGAAGAUUUUAACCACCUAUACCUUUGCAAAGGUUCUAAAAAUAAUACUAUACCAGACAAUUAUAGUGUGAUCACAAAUUCUAAAAAGACAAAUGAUAUUAUUGUAAAAAAGAAUCCUAAAUAUAAGGAUAUAGUAAGAGUGAAAUUUGAAGAGAAAAUUUUCCGUGCUGAAGUACUUGACAAAUGUGGAGAGAAGUAUUCUGUAUUCUUAAUAGAUAUUGGAAAAAAUAUAGAUGUGCUUGGUUGUAACAUCUACGAGCUUCCAAAUAGUUUAAAAAAUAUUCCUGGUCUAGCUCUAAAGGUUGGUCUUAAAGGUACAACAGGUUUAAAAAUAACUACAACUGUUAAAGAUUAUUUUUAUAAUUUGUGGCAAAAUGAUCCAGUUCCAUUAUUUUUAAGGUAUGAUGAGGGUAAUUUCAAUUAUUUAAAUGAAGUAAGUUUAGUUAAACAAAGUAGUGGACAAGAUAUUGUUGAGGAUUUAGUCAAGAUGUUUAGUACAUCUGACAACAUGUCAAAUAAACCUAAACUGGCUACAUCUAAUUCUCAAGGAACAAAAAGUAAUGGGUCAAGUAUCAAUAAUUGGCAAAGUGGUGAUCAUGUUGAAGUUGUAUUUGGAACUAAUGUUGAUAAUAUUUUUGUAAGAAAAAUAAAAUUAUAUGAAGAAUUUAAAAAUGUUUUAAACCAACUAAAAGGAGAAAAUAGUGAAAAUUGCAAACCAAUAGCCUCAAAGAGUAAUGAUAUUGUGGCUGUUUAUUCUACAAAGAACAAUGGGGGGAUUUAUAGAGCUAAGGUCUUACAAGGUUGUGACAAUACAAGUAUGGUCAAAUGUUCUUUAAUUGAUAUUGGUCAAAUUGAUAUGAUUCCAUCUAAAAAAGUAUUUUCAUUGCCUCCCUAUGUUUCAUCGAAUAAAAUACCAACAAUGGUUCGCAAAGUUUCACUUGCCGGUUUAAACAGAAUCUUAAAUUCUAAUAUAUCAUCAUAUCUAUCUUCAUUGAAAGGAAAGACAUAUGUUAUGGAAUAUGAUAAAAAAUCUGAACAAUGGAAUAAACAAGAUGUUAUAUUAAAAGAAUUACGAAGCAGUGUGUCUCUUAAUGAUGAAAUACAAAAGUUAUUUUCUAAUGAACCUUCACCUAGGGAGCUUAUAUCUCAGCAGCGAAGAUUAGAAAGAAAAAUUAUCAUACCUGAGACAAAAGAAAGUCCAUUGGAGAAACCAUCUCAUCCUAUUAAAAGCGGUUCAUCUGUUUUCAUAACACAUUUUGAGAACUUCAAUUCAAUUUUUAUCCGUGAUGCAUCCUAUGAAUUUAUUGAAAACUUUAAUACAUUCAAUAAACAAAUGUUGAAAUAUUAUAGAUAUGCUAAUAACACCACCAAAGAAAUGUUGAAAGUUGGUGAUAAAGUUUGUGUAAACUCAUUAUUAAAUGUUAUUAUGUAUUGUCGUGCUCGUAUUACGAAUAUAAUUGAUAAUAAAUACAAUGUUUUUUACUUGGAUUAUGGGAAUACAGAAAUAGUAAAUGCUGAAGAUAUAAUGGAUUUGCCAAAAGAAUUAGAAAAGUUUCCAAAUUUUGCUAUAAAAGUUCAACUUCAAAACAUGCCACCAUUGAAUACAAAAAAUGAAAUUCAAGUUAUCGAGAAUCAUUUGAAAAAAAAUUUCAUUAUACCUAAUGCAACACUUUCUAUUGAAUUUAAUGAGUUUAAUCCAAAAGGCCUUAAUGAUGUCGUUUUGAGAACAGAGUAUUAUAAAAAAGAUAUUGUCGAGGAUAUCAAUGACUUGCUAAAUGCACCACCAUUGAAUAUUAAAAUAACAAGUACUAAUUAGAUGUCAAAAUAGAAAUGCAGAACAACAAACUACAUCUCAUGGCAAGUUUUCCUACCCUGUACAAAAAUUGUUUUAAAUUGUUGCAGAUUGUAUUAAAUACAUUAUGUACCUAAACAUUUUUUUUUUAAUUUUAUGUUAUUCUAAAAGAAGGUGCUUUUAUUUUUUACAUUUUUAUUCAUUAACCAUGUUAUAAUUUAGUUAUUAAGGAGUUUUUAAAUAUUCAAUUGUUUUUAUAUAUUUUAAUAAAAGAAGAGCAAGAGAGCUAUUUUGAUCUUA